This is a messenger RNA of Spodoptera litura, 2418 nucleotides long. RefSeq lists its product as uncharacterized. The record is from RefSeq and is a predicted model, not a curated record. NCBI's taxonomy places the organism in Eukaryota, Metazoa, Arthropoda, Insecta, Lepidoptera, Noctuidae.
UUGAACAUUUGUUUUUUCGACGUUUGAUAAUCAUACAAAAAAAUAUGCUUUCAUCUCGUGGUAUUUCUAAAAAUAAAAGGAUCUAUUGUCUGGCUAGGUCAGACCGCAUCAACGCUCUCAGAAAGCAGUAUGACGCAUUUCUGGAAGAAGAUAAAAAACGAAAGGAAAGAAAUGAUUUUAUUCUUGGAAAGCUCGACAAAAUGCGGUAUACCACAGCUUUGGUACGACACAAGCCCAAUGCGCUUGAACCUCGUUUUGCCAUGAUGGAUCGUAUCGCAUAUCAGCCAGUUCGAGACCUCCAACCGUCACUAAAAACCCCGAGCCAUUUGCUUUUUGAUAUGCCAGUUAGAAGUACCGAAGAUGUUUUAAUACAAGAAAUAAGUAAGAAAUACAUACUCAUUCCAAAACUGAGAACGACAUUCAUUAAUGAUCAUAAUAACAUAUGGAAUGAUACGGCUAGCCAAAUCCAAAAUCCAGAAAAAUUGCCCGAUAGACGUCCCACGCAGAACUCAGUCCCUAUAAAUGAUUUAAAACUCAAUCCUAACGAAAAUACAGACUGGAAGGAUAAAUAUGAAAUUCUAAAUAUACUUAAAAAUGAAGAAAAGGAGAAACAAUCAGGAAAUACUUUCAUUGAAUUUAAAGAGGGCCCGAAACAUUUCGGUCAGACUGAAAGCUUUUUGGAAAACAAUCAAGUUCCUAGUAAUUACGACAGGGAUAUAACUGAAGCAAUGAAAGUUACAGAAAUUCCAGAAAAAGAUUUACCUAAUGAUAAAUUGAUUUAUGGCUUACCGGACACUAGUCAAGUAAGCCAUACAGCAAGUACAGUAGAAAAUAAAGGAACCACAAAUCCCGAUCAUUUAAUGGCUAUUGACGAUAAAUUUAAAUCGAUUUUAUUAGAUGACGAACCCGAAGUCAAAAACACUGAUGUGCCAGAAGAAAAUACAGAUGAUUAUGAACGACAGAAUGUGCCUAAUUUAAAUAUGAGCCCAAAAUAUGAACCUCAAAAAGUAAAUAUAACUCAAAACUAUGAACCACAGAAUGCAACUAAUUUAAGUAUGACUCAAAACUAUGAACCACAGGAUGCGACUAAUUUGAGUAUGAGCCAAAACUAUGAACCACCGGAUGCAACUAAUUUGAGUAUGGGCCAAAACUAUGAACCACAGGAUGCAACUAGUUUGAGUAUGGGCCAAAACUAUGAACCACAUGAUGCAACUAAUUUGAGUAUGAGUCAAAACUAUGAACCACAACAUGCUACUAAUUUGAGUAUGAGCCAAUAUGAACUACAGGUUGAGUCUAAUGUAAAUAUAAGUCCGGCAAUGAUUAAUGAUGAGGGAAAUCAUCUCACUGAGGAAAAUGCUUACUAUCAAGAAGAGUACUCCGUUGAAGGAGAUUCCAGCAAUUUACAAAAUAAUAGUUUAUCUGCCGUACAACAUGAGCCAUCAUAUUCAGGAGCUAUGGUUUAUGAAGACAGCAAUGAUGUCGGUCCGACGACAAUUUUAGACCAUAAUAUACCAGAGACAUUGGACGUGACAAAUGAUCAAAUUACUGGUGUUAAUUAUAAUGAACCUGUGAAUCUACAACCAGAACACGCCUCUCAACCGCCAGAACAUGCACACCAAGAACCAGAACCCGCCAAAGAAGAACUUGAACCAAGUAAAGAACAACCCACCAAUUUUACUGACAUGACAGAAUCCAUACAAGAAUUUGAUAGUGAACAAAGAGGAAUGUUCUUUCCAGAAUCUGUUGAAGAUUAUCCUAGUCAACAAGGUGAUGGAACAACUGCUUUAGGAUUUGCUUCAAACGAAUACGCGCAGAACGAAGCAUAUAAUUAUUAUGAAAACACUCAACCUGAGGCAUAUCCCGUUGAGCUAACUGAUGAUGAAAUUACACAACGAUACGAUCCACAUUAUGAACAACAAUAUGCAGGUGUAGAAGAGAGCGUAGAAGGACAGGAAUAUCAACAAUAUCAACAGCCUGAGGUUGUUGAACAACCUGAACCACAUGUAGACAUGAUGCAAUAUGACCAACAAUUUGUAAAUCAGGGAAUGAUUGAACAAGAUUUGGAUGUCGAAGAUAGUUAUGCAACACAGCAGAAUGACUUUGUUGUACAACCUGAAGCUGAAACGGUUCAAGUUAAUGAAUUUGUCAACGAAGAGCCCGUAAAGAUAUCUGAACCUGUUAGGACAUAAAACCGAAUAUCAUACUGUUACACCUAUUUACUUUGCGACAUAUUUCUGUUAUUAAUUUGUAAAUUAACUAUUUGGAAAUGAAAUGAAAAUUUUACAAUAUAGCUUUAUGCUUAGGCAAGUAUACGUAAUAUUUUGCUUUACUUAGAUCAGGGCUGUUCAAACUAUAUACCCUCGCGAACUAAUUAAAUUUAUUACAAAAGCUGGAGGGCCAGAAAAAUAUUUUCAGUUG